CAGUGUUUACUGGAUAAACAAGGAGCUAUAAAAUUAGUGACGGACCUGAUAAUGCACAAUUAUUCAACACACACGUUCUUCGAGACGGUUCAACUCGGUGUUGCAUUGCUACAGGGAGGCAAUGAAAGUUGUCAGAAUUCGUUCUACGCCUAUAUCGAGAAUCGAAACUGCUCUGGGAAAUUCCUGAACGUCCUUCAGGAGCGAAUGAAGGAAGCGGAAAUGGAGACGAAAACGAAAGUAUCUCUCAUCACCAACAACAUCGUUUCCGGCAAAUCUAGCAUCGGAUUCUACAGCAUCUCUCAUGAUAAUGAUGGAAUAAAUCUAUCGCAAGACCUUGCAACAACAACAACAGCAAACAGCAGCAACAACAACAACAUUAACAGCAAUAACAGAUUGUCAUUCACAGAGAGGGAGCUGGUGGCUAUCAGACAAAGCUUCGACGAAUGCAAGUUGGUUGAUUCGAUGAAGGUCAUGAUGACGAUCCUCAAAUUUUUACAACUCCUGUGCGAGAAUCAUAACUCUAAACUUCAGAACUUUCUGAGAACGCAGCCAAACAACAAGGUAACUUGCAACCUAGUCGGGCAGACGGUUAACUUUCUGGACAGCCUCUGCGGUGGAACUGCCGUGUCGCUUGGACUUCUCGGGGUUUUCGUAAAUAGGUCAAACGUUAGCCUAGUCAGGCAGACGAUUCGAACCAUCGUCAAGUUCUGCCACGGGCCGUGUUUCGAGAAUCAGUACGAGGUGGCGAUGAGAGAAAGUAACCUAUUGGAUACUGCUUCGACCCUGCUUACUGAUGAGAUCCAGCCAUUGGCCGAGACAGACUUUAUGGCCGUUCUGAAACUUAAGAACAGUACCUGCAAUCUUUUACUAUCUUUGAUCGAGAGCCGGCACGAUGACGUCAUUGAGAAUUGCAUCCUCAAUUAUUUCGCGCCAGCUAAAUUGAUUGAAACGAUAAAGAAAUUGUACGAUCUCAGUAACGCUGGCAGCAGUAGUAGUACUACUAAUAGUAGUAGCGGCUUUGAUAGUAGAAACAGCAGCAACAGUAGUAGUAGUCGAGGUAGUCCAACAACAUCAUCAUCUUCUUCGCCAUCAUCACCAUCAUCAUCAUCAUCAUCAUCAUCAUCGGCAAUGGAAGCGAUUGAAUAUUAUGACAGUUGGACUGGCUCUAUCGAAGUUGUCAAAUCGGAUAGGAGCAUGGAGAAGGUAAUAUUUCCCAUUCCGGACAUAUGUGGCUAUCUUACAUCUUCCACAAAGCACACGGUCCAGGUAACAGUUGAAAAGGAUGAACGCGGGAGCAAGGUCCCGGAGUUUUUUAAGAGGCACGAGAUGAUGAUGAAGGAGAUGAUCUGGCAGAAGAAGCUAAGGGAAAAGUGGUUGCUCUCGUGGUUCAGCCGGAAGUUAACUUUCUGGAAGAUGACGUCAUUCUAUUUGACUGUCUUGCUGAAUGUCUUGGUGGCCUUCUGCUUUCCAUUUAGCGAUUAUAACUUCGAUAUCGACUACAGAGUCUCAUACGCAAUUUGGUCACUCAUACCAUUACUUCUCGUCCAAUCAGCGUUCAGGAAAAAUUUUAAGCCACUCUUAUUGGUUGCCGUCAUCGUCGUUAGAAUGGUACUUUCGCUUGGGGUUAUCAACACGUUUAAAACGUUCGGAAUUUUGAACAUAGCCAAUAGUUUGGCUUGCAUGGUGAGCUCUCUCGGUAACAAUGGAGUACUUCUGAAGAGAAGAGAUGAGAUGCUAAAAGAUGCCAGUUUCAUUCAUCACUCCAUCCAUCUAUCAUUCGGACUGGCGGGAAUCUGUUUGCACGAGUUUUUCUAUAGUUUACUGCUUCUAGACAUCGUCUACAGAGAAGAAACACUGAUGAAUGUGAUCAGGUCAGUGACGAAAAAUGGCCGGUCCAUCCUGCUGACCGCCAUCUUGGCCGUCAUACUCAUCUACCUCUUCUCCAUUGUCGGAUUCGUAUUCUUCCGGAAUGAUUUUCUGUCCGAUGUCGAUACAACAACCACAACCGCAACAACAACCACAACAACAACCGCAAUAGCAACAACAACAACAACCACAACAACAUCAACAACAACUUCAACAACAACUUCAACAACAAUAACAGCAACAACAUCAGUAACAUCGGCUCUAUCCGGCGCUUAUGUACAUUGCGACAGUCUGCUGAUGUGCAUCGUGACGGUUCUGAACGAAGGCCUGAGGAAUGGCGGGGGAAUCGGAGAUGUGCUAAGGAAACCGAGUUACCAGGAGCCGCUAUUUUACGCGCGUAUAAUCUACGACCUGCUGUUCUUCUUCAUCAUCAUCAUCAUCACGUUGAACCUGAUCUUUGGGGUCAUCAUCGACACGUUCGCCGAUCUGAGGAGUGAGAAGCAGCAGAAGGAGGAGGUGCUGAAGAAUUCAUGCUUCAUCUGCGGCCUAGAAAGACAGUCAUUCGACAACAAAGUGACGUCAUUUGAAGAUCACUGCGCGGAGGAACACAACAUGUGGAACUACUUUUAUUUCAUCGUCCAUUUGAAAGUAAAGAAUCCCUUGGAGCACUGCGGCAUUGAGCGAUACGUUCAUGAACUUGUUAAAGAAAAAAAUCUCGAUUGGGUGCCGCACUUGAGGGCAAUGUCCUUGAGUGAAGGUGAAGACGAGGAAAAGAUGAAUAUUGAUGAGCUGGAGAGCAUACGCAAUCAGAUCGUGGACAUCAACAGCCUGACCGCCCAGAUGGCCAAUCAAAUUCAGGAACUUAAAGAACAAAUGAUUUGA
Helobdella robusta is the source of this 2748-nucleotide messenger RNA. RefSeq lists its product as hypothetical. Gene Ontology annotation, molecular function: monoatomic ion channel activity. Gene Ontology annotation, biological process: calcium ion transport; transmembrane transport. The record is from RefSeq and is a predicted model, not a curated record. Gene Ontology annotation, cellular component: membrane. The annotation marks the transcript as partial. Lineage: Eukaryota; Metazoa; Annelida; Clitellata; Rhynchobdellida; Glossiphoniidae. The transcript has 22 exons.